Messenger RNA from Bicyclus anynana (squinting bush brown), 7174 nucleotides. Its product is annotated as vesicular integral-membrane protein VIP36. Gene Ontology annotation, molecular function: D-mannose binding. Gene Ontology annotation, biological process: endoplasmic reticulum organization; endoplasmic reticulum to Golgi vesicle-mediated transport; Golgi organization. The transcript has 6 exons. Lineage: Eukaryota; Metazoa; Arthropoda; Insecta; Lepidoptera; Nymphalidae. The record is from RefSeq and is a predicted model, not a curated record. Gene Ontology annotation, cellular component: endoplasmic reticulum membrane; COPII-coated ER to Golgi transport vesicle; Golgi membrane. Bases 93 to 1076 code for a protein of 327 amino acids.
CAUGAUUUGGCGUUUGUGUUGUCACUUCACUUGUCAGUUGUAUUGUCAUUAAAAUAAAGUUUUACUACUUCCAACGCGAAGUUUCAAGAAAAAUGUGUAUCCGAGAUAGUAUUCUUACUAAAUUUACAUUUGUAUUGUUAUUAGUAACUCCUAUUCUAGCGGAAUGGAACACGAGGGAUUAUAUCAGGCGAGAACACUCGCUAACGAAACCAUACCAAGGCAGUGGGAUGUCCGUACCUUACUGGGACUUCUUAGGUAGCACAAUAGUUACAACAAAUUACGUUCGUUUAACACCCGAUUUGCAGUCAAAGGCCGGCGCAAUUUGGAAUACUGCGCCAUGUCAUACAAGAAACUGGGAGCUCCAAGUGCAGUUCAAAGUGCACGGUCGGGGCAAGGAUCUCUUCGGUGAUGGGUUCGCGAUCUGGUACGUCCGCGACCGCAUGCAACCGGGGCCAGUGUUCGGCAGCAAAGAUUACUACUACGGGCUGGCGAUUAUACUGGACACGUAUAGCAAUCAUAAUGGUGCACAUAAUCACCAACACCCGUACAUAUCGGCGAUGAUCAACAACGGCACGCUGCACUACGACCACGACCGCGACGGCACGCACACGCAGCUCGCCGGCUGCGAGGCCAAGUUCCGCAACUACAACCACGACACGCACAUCUCCAUCGUGUACAAGGACGACACGCUCAUAGUGUCAACGGACCUCGAGGGCAAAAACGCGUGGAAAGAAUGUCUGCGUGUGGAGAACGUAUUGUUGCCCACCGGCUACUACUAUGGCGCGUCGGCCACCACCGGUGACCUCAGCGACAACCACGACAUCGUCGCCAUCAAGAUGUACGAGCUGGAUCUGCUUGAGACGCAAAACAAAGAAGAGGACAGGUCCCACAUAAUACCAUCAGCAGCCUCCUUCGAAGCACCUCGAGAGAGGAUCGAAGAUGAGAAACCCGCCAUGUCUGGGGUGAAGACCUUCCUAUGGAUGAUGUGCAUCGCUAUAGUGGUGAUAGUGCUGGUUGUACUGGCUAUUAUGUGGUACCAGAAACGGCAGGAGACCUUCAGGAAAAGGUUGUAUUAGGUAAAAUGUCAAAAAAAAGUCCCUUUUGGUACGUCUGAUUGUUAGAUGUUCUUUGUUUAGGGUUGCCAGCUCUCGAGACAAAAUAUUGUAAUGGUAAACCAAUUUGGUAUAAUCGACCUGCCAUGUUUCAUACUCAUGAUGCGUUUGCAUACCUUUCCUAGAUACGAGCCAAAACGCUAUCGGCCAUGAUGGUCUGUUUCAUGACGUCACGUAAACACUAAACCUUAACCAAACGGCUUAGUGUUUGUCAAAAUUAUUAGUUAUUGAAUAUAUUUUUUAAUAUUACACGCUUUAUAUUAGCUUCAUUUGUAGCUAUGUAUGUAAGAAAAUCUUGGAAUCUUAAUUUGACCCACUUCCCGGUAUUCGAUUGGGAUGAAAUUUUGCACACGCUCUGAGUUCUGAUGACAAUACAUGACUAGCUUAGAAACGUCAUUACAAAUCCAAUAUCCGCCUAUAAAGUGGCCUCCGCAAGAUGGACUGGCUGUUUGAAAUCUACUCCCAUGAUAUGGAUAUCAAAUGAAAGGCUUUAAAAUAAAAAUACGAAAAAAAUAGUCACGUGACUUAAAUCCAAUAUUUGUAAUUUUUAGUGCGGGCUAAAAGGGUGUUUUUUAGUUUUUUGGACUAUUUAAAGUUAUUCUAUUAAAUAUAUAUUUAGGCCCAAUUUGGCUUCCUUGCUUCAGUGAUUUUGUCAAGGUCGUUAUCCCUCAAUUUUGGACUAUUUCAGUAUAUAUAUUUUUAAAGACAAUACUUGCUAUAUCUUUUAAAUAUGACCAAUAUUCCUAUUACCCUCCAAUUAGUCGGGAAAUACUGUAUUAGGAGUGGGUACGACAAUAGACCAACGGGGCGGGGAUCGAACCACCACCCCUCGAUGAUGAGCCCAGCCACUCUACCGUUGAACUAUUGAAGCUAUUCUAAGCUAAAGUAUAUAUUUUUACGUUAUAGUCCAUAUUAAUGCAAUGACAUGACAAUUACUGUGCCAAAAGGGACUAUUUAUCUAAACAUCACAAGAAUUAAGCACAGUAUAGCAAUCAUACAGAAUGGAAUUUAGUUUAAUAUUUUGAAAACAAAUUAUGGGUGUUGCCAAUUUUACUUUUAUGGUGUAAGUGAUUGUGUAAGCAUUACUUUAUGAAUCAAGUUCCGAUUCAUAGUUCAAUUUAACAAUUUUUAAUUUCAAAGAUAAAAUUUCCAAUAAAUUGAAGUUGUUGUAUUUAUUUAUUUUAUUAGGACAACAUACAGCUCAUACAAUGCCAUUAAAAUAGAUUAUUAAACAGCUUAUUAGGGGUUAUCACAGCAUUCACUAAUUAAUAUUAUAUCAAAACUACAGCUGUCUGCAAUAAAUCAAUGUCAGACUACAAUAAAAUUGAAGAAUAAAUCACAUAAAUUUAAAAAAAAGUAAGAAAAUUAUACCUAAAAAUUGGUUCACAAAUGACAGAAAUAUCGCUGAACAUACCUUCAUAAAAAAAACAUACAUACAGCCGAACGUAGAACCUCCUCCUUAAUGCAAGUCGGUUAAAUAUUACAAUUUAUAAAGUAAAGCAUACACAACUAUAGCAAUGUUCACGCGGUAGCGUCAGAAAAAGCAUUCUGGGCAAUUGGUAUUCGGUGUUGCCAGUGGGAAUAUAUAAAAAAAUUACGUAGGUGUUUAAAAUUGAUAAUUUACUUUUAGUGUUGCCCUAUAAAAACAGAGUUGCCAAAUGUGAGGCAAAUUAAAUGACAUUCACCAUGUUUUUUAUUGUCAUUUCAAUUUUCGUUCAUCCUGUAUACAUAUUGUUAUUUAUUAUACUAAAUAUGAUAAUAAUUAUAAUUCACUUUUGUUAGAUUUAUUGUAAUGUAUCCUAAUCCUAUUAAACUGAAAUUUAGCUAAUGAAAGUAGGACUGAAAUGCCUGGCAAAUUAAAAAAAAAUCAGAGGGCAUUAUCAAAAUUAUAGUGCAAAUAUUGGAAUAACUCAGUUUGAUACUUGUAGUUUUUUAUACAGGUAGUAAUGUUUUCACAAACACACUUAAAUAUGUGUUUUUAUAACAUUACUUUUUUGAAUUUGCCACAGGAUUUCAGUCUCUACUUUCAGUAGCCAAACCAUAAUUCAUGUACUAAACCUAGGCCGCGUUCUAAUUACGUCGUAACGGUUAUCGUGAUGACAUUUUGUCGUCGACAUUCGUCUUGACGUUUCCGCAUGUGUCGCCGAUUGAUGAUUAUUAUGUCGUCACGACAAAGUGGGAACGCGUCCUUAUAUUUUAGGACUCUGUUUUCUAGAUGAAUGUAGUUUAGUAAAUGAAAACUAAUCUACAGUAUUACUGAAAACGUAUUUAGAGUUUUCUACAUAUAUGUAGUUUAGUAAAUGAAAACUAAUCUACAGUAUUACUGAAAGCGUUUUUAGUCACAGUCGAGUUUAUUUCAAGUAGCGCUGAGUAAUUUUCAAAAAAAGAGUUUGGGUUUUUGAGUCCUAUAAAAGACUGUUUUCGUUAAUUAUUAAGAUUUGGGAUGGAUAUUUUCUAAGUUUUAAUAAACUAUUACUAUUGCGAUUAAACAUUUAUUAUUUGGCAUUCAAAGUUACGUAUGUACUCGUAUAAGCGUACCAAAUUUUUUUUUAUUCAAUAAAAAUUGUAAAAAUCUGUUUCUAAUGCAUAAUAAUAUAUAACCUCAAUACCUCAAUACUUUGGGAGUUGAAUUUAACCUAUAUGACUUACUAGCGGGCGCCCCUAUCUUCGUCUACCCUUAGACUUCUUUAAUCCGGCCCUGUCGCAAAAUCCGUUCUUAGUGGACGUCUAUUAACUAUAAACUACCUCCCUUUCGAAUUUCAUCUUCGUUAAGCAAUUUCGGGAAUUCGUGGUGAUGAUGGCCUUACGCUUUUUUAUACAUAUUUAGAUAAGAAGAAAUGGGGAUAGUCAUGUUUAAAAUAUACAUAACUAACAUUUUUUGUAUAAUAAUUGAAAUUUUUAUUACAAAAAAUGCAAUAUAUUUAAUAAUAAACAUUUUUCACUAUAUUUCACAUUUUGAAUGCCAAAUAACGCAAUAUAUAAUUGAUUUAGUGUAUUUUACGAUUAUUUUAUAGUUUGACCAGAAAUAUAAAAACAUAGAUGGGUGGCGCCAAAAGUAUAUUAUUUUAUUUGUACAAAUUUGCAAAAAAAUAUUUACUGUCCGAAAUAUGGCGAAUUUUUUUCUGUGGUCAGUCUAUAAAUACGCUUUGAAUAAUAAAGCUUGUCUUUAAUGAAAACAUUUUAUGUAUUUGAUUAUUAUCUUUAAAAAAUACCCACACCCUAUUUAGUGAAAUUAAUUGAUUAAUUCUAUUCUUAUUCCAAAUUUUAAUUUAAGUAUUUAUAACUAUUUUUAUUUUACAAGAUGACAGUUUAAUAAUAAAAUUGUAAUCCAAGCGGGCGCCAUUUUGUUUGCGUGGUUAAAAAACAGUACUAUAGUACUGGCUUUUUAACUUAAACGUGAUACGUAAAAAAAAUUACACAAUAUAUUGAAUAAAAUGCAUUCUCAAUACGCAAAAUAACUCUAAAUUCAGCUAAUAAAAAAAAUACGAGAGCUUUAUGUAAUUCCUACUUUCCCGCCAAAACAUACUCCCUUUCACUAUUGCCUUAACUCCUGUAAGAUUGUAAAUUAUAUAAAACUGAAGACUUACCUGUACUAUUUAUAUAAUCCUAUCGUCUUGAUUUUACAUUCAAAAUUUAUUUAAACUAUAAUAUAUAAAUAACUAUAAAAUAAUAUGACUGUAUAGUGCGACACAAAAGAGUAGAAAAAUGAUGGCGCUUUAGUCACUUAAUGUCAUUGUUAUGGCAACCCUGUGUUCUGUCAUCCACUCAGGAUUGCAACUACCUUGAUACUUGAUAAUAUUUAAUAUUUUGUUCUACUCAGGUAAUAUUAUGUUCUUAUUUUUAAUUAGAUCAUCUGUUGAAAAUAUAUUACUAUCAAUAAAUUAAAUAAUAUAUUUGGAAAAUACUUACAUCACUAUUUAGCCCUGCGCAUCUUGAUAAGAUUACUAAGAUAGCUAAUUUCAUGAAUUACAUUUAUUAAAUUUAAAAGAAAGUCAAUCUCAUCUGAAUAAAUUAUAUUUAUUUGUCGUUCAUAGGGUAACCCUGUGUUUUGUCAUCCACUUGUGAUUGCAACUACCUUGAUACUUGAUAAUAAUUGAUGUUUUGUUCUAUCCGUAGGAAGUAAUAUGUUCUUAUUUUAAAUAAGAUCAUCUGUAGAAAAUACUAUUACUAUAAAUUAAUUAAAUAAUAUAUUUGGAAAAUACUUGCAUCAUUAGUUAGCCCUGCGCAUUAUGUUAUGAGUAGUAUAGCUGAUUUCAUGAUUUACAUUUAUUAAAUUGAAAAGAAGUAAAUCUUAUCUGAAUAAAUUACAUUUAUUUGUCGUUCAUAGGGUAACCCUGUGUUUUGUCAUCCACUUGUGAUUGCAACUACCUUGAUACUUGAUAAUAAUUGAUGUUUUGUUCUAUCCGUAGGAAAUAUUAUGUUCUUAUUUUUAAUUAGAUCAUCUGUUGAAAAUAAUAUUACUGUCUAAUAUAAAUAAAUUAAACAAAAUAUAUUUGGAAAUUACACUAUUAUCAAAUUUAAAAGAUAGUAAAUAUUAUCUUGAUACAUGAUAUUUAUUUUAAUUCGUCUGGUUUCCGAAUUUCCACUGUGAUUUUAAUAAUCGCAAAACAAUCAAUACUAUUUGGUCGCUCUAUAAUGACAGAUCUUUAUGAUAAUGACAGUAAAUGUGGUGUUGCCACACAGUGAAUCUAUUAGUUCCAUUUUUUAUUAACUUCUACUCUUUCAUGUCACUCUAUAUCUUUAACAUCACAAAACUCUGCCAAAGCAGGGAUACGAACACCUAAUGUUCAUAAUUAUACAAAAUGAAACUAAAAUAUAUACAUAUUUUGUAAACUCAAAAAUCAUAAUUUAGACAUUAAAGCAUUACUUACCAUUUUAUGUCUGUUAGUUUUUAAUUUCGUAAUAGAAGAGAUAAUGGACCAUUUAUUUUACUGUUCUCGAAUUGUUCUUGUGUAUUAAUGAAAUUAACUAAUAAUAAUAAUUAAUCUUUAUUUGUUUAUUCAAUACUCUUUCAGCUAAUUAAUUGCUCAAUAACCAGUAUCCUUUAUUUUCUUGUUUUCUGUACUGUCCUUUUUUGAAGUGAUAAAAAUAGAAAAUUAAAUGAAAUAUACUUAAUUAAAACUUGACAUUCAAUUUUACAAUAAUAUGUUAAAUAAAUAAAUAAGAGAAAUAUAGUCGUUAUUUGAAGCAAUAAACUUUGUACAUGAGUUCAAAGUACUAUUAAUUUUAUUGCACUAGAUAUUUGGGUUGUAGAACGUCUUCACAUUUAAGCCUCGUAUCCACUAGGCAACAAUUGACGCAAAUGUGACGCUCAACAGAUUAGGCAACGUUGCACUCGUAGACAGAGUACGUAAUAGCCUAUAUAGCAUCCGUCGCAUUCAUCGCAUCGCGCAUCAAAAAAGAGAUCAACUUAUGCAUGGUCUCUGUAAACCAGACAAAGCGAUUCAAUAUUCGAUUCUAUGACGCGUUCUGUUUUUGCAAACCUAAUAGGUCGUCUAACAAGUUGUCAGAUGGUUCAGGGUAGUUGAUAAGAAGUGAAGGCAUUACGCGUCAAAAAUGCAUGUUUUGUGGUGUAGUGAACGUAUGCAAGUCGUAUGUCAUGCGUGUAGUGCUUGAUCGUGCGUGGAUAGAGAACGUCUCUAAACAAUGCCGUAGUAUGACAAAACACUAUUUAAAAACAUUAUUUUUUGAAAAAUCGCCGUUUAUUGUUUUAAUUCAUAACAUAUUCAGUCUAGAUAUACAUGAAUACUAACAUUAUUAAUGUAGGUAUGUAUUUAAGCCCUACGAAAAUUAUUUGAACGCUGAAUUUUACUGAGUAACCACGCGACAGUCAUAUUACACUAUAUGUGAAGAUGUAGUGUAAAAUGCACGACAGCAUGAGCAAGAAUGUCGCGCGUCAAAUGUUGCCCAGUGCAUACGAGGCUUUAGGUUAGCUAGGCCUUCCAAUCUCGCCCAAAAGGUUUGAAGUAAGAACAAUGUAAAGUAAAAUAUUUUUAAUGUGUAUGAGUGUUGUAUUAUUGUAUGUUUGAGUGUUUUAAAUAAAAGUGAUUUAUAAUAUUUUA